Molecule: messenger RNA, 2964 nt
Organism: Cladocopium goreaui
Lineage: Eukaryota; Dinophyceae; Suessiales; Symbiodiniaceae
Source: the annotation of a GenBank genome assembly
CAUUUCCUUGCAUCACUUGCCAUGUUGAAAACUUCCGCAGAGGAUUCUAAAGAUACGAAGAAACCAAGGCCGAAAACAAAGACCAAAAAAAGUCAUCUCUCUCCAAAGGAUCCUGAGAAAAGUACAGGGCUGACUUCAGUUCUCGGACAUAGCUUGGAAAAUCAAAAUGAAGAGAGCUCAAAAUCCUCAAGCAGCUAUCUACCCGAGCUACCUCUCUCAGCAGAGACUGAGAGUCCAGAGACCCCGACUCCAGAGACUCCAGAGACUCCAGAGGCAGCAAGGGUGCAGCCAGCCGGGCCAGCCGGGCCAGCCGGCACCUUAGAGCCAGCCUCGCCUGAACAGCUCGAUGUCACACUGAGAAAUUGCAAAGGCCUUGACUCAGCCGACUCAGCUGACGUCGCUCCUGAUCCUUCUGACCUUCCACGUACAUUUCUCUCACCAACACAGAAGUUUCCAGCAAAGUUUCAAAAGUUGCGAAGUGCAUUUCACCAGGAGGAGCAGAAAUAUCACAGAGCCACAGCUACAUCGGCUCGUUCCAAGACCAUGACUGAUACGGACACUGAAGAAUUGGCAGAUCUUGCGCCUGAUGUUGAUUCGUAUGAAAGUGCAGCACUGCUCUUGAUCAAAGGGGGCACUGAUAGAUUCCGUUCCCUCAGCUUCUUUGAGUGGGAAGCGUUGCAAGUGGCGUUUUGCUUCAUGUUUCAAUGUGGUGUGAAAUUGGCCCUACGUCGCAUAUCGGAGUUCCUGAUCUUCUUAUUGCCUGAGGCCCGGAGCCGUUCCGAGGAAGACGUGCAACAAGGAGAGCGCUUGACCCAAAUGCAUGGCAAGGUCCAACAGACUGCAGUGGUGCUCGUGGAGAGUUUGCGUGAAGCUGACCAAGAGAUGUUGUGGUGUUCACAGGAAGGUCUCACAAUUCUCAUGCAACUGCAGCUGGGUGAUGCCCGUUUAUUUUUUGCUCGACCCUUGUUGCAACGCAUUAUGUGCGAUCUCUGGCGUGGAGUUCGCCCAGACUCUUAUGCGCGAAGCUUUUGGAAGCAGCUGCAAGUUUGGGCCAGAUUGCUGCUUUACAGUGGUCCCAACAUCGCCAUUUUGAUCUUUUGGGCUGUAGUGCCUGCCUUGGAAGAGUGGAUGCAGGAACUGUCAAUCCUUGCUGCAGACAAGGGAAGACAAGAUGAAGCAGCCUACUGGGAAGGCAAGCGAAAGAAUGGGAAAUCCCACUCUACAGGAGACUGCGAGCAAUCCGACGAUGAUUGGCCGUGUAAAGUUGGUGACAGGAUGUGUUGGAAUGAAACAAAUUUCAGACACGCUCUUCGAGAAGAAUGUCGACGGAAGGUCUUUGAAAUUCAAAGCCGUUUACCACUGCUGCUUCCGUGCAACAAAAAGUAUUUGGCCAUUUUGACGAAUUUGCUCUUUGUGGCGUAUUUGAUUGUAGAAACGCCGGACGGAGCCAAUGUGAGGACUGUGUUGAUGCUCAGUGCUGGAGCCUGGUUGGGUGAGGCUCGACAACUUUUUGCAUUUGCAGGUGCCGGAUCUGGUGCUUCAUAUAGUAUGUCAUUUUGGUUUAUGGACCGUGUGAAUGUCAUGGAGCUCGUUGCCUACACUUGCAUUGCUUGGACCAGUGUGCUUUGUUUGAUUGCACCUGAGCAUACGGAACUUGCUCAGCAGUUCAAGGCUUUGGGAGUCUUGUUUCUCGGCAUUUCCCAGUCAAUGGCCCUGUUGCGAAUGAGCUCAGUGUUUGGGCCGCUGAUCUCCAUGACCAUGAGCAUGAUACUCGACUUGCUGCAUUGGAUGAUGCUUUUAUUCCCAAUUGUGGCGUGCUUGGUAGCUGCACUGAUGACACUUUUCAAGGCCAGAACUGGCAUUGAACAGGAAAAUUGUUUGCCAUUUGGCUUUGACUAUGUGCAAGGUGUGCUGCGUUUUUUUGAGAUUCAGAUCGGAGAAGAUGUUCCCCUUGAAUGUCUUCGGGACGACUCACCGCACCCAUGGUUUGGCCAAAUCAUCAUGAAUCUGGGCCUUUGGAUGAUUUUGAUCCUGAUGUUAAACAUGCUCAUUGCCAUGAUGGCCAAGACCUUCGAUCGCAUCUACGAGGGUGCCAUGGUGGAUUUUCAAUAUCACUUCAUUGGAAACUUACUCCAGAUGGUCUCAGAACCAGCAGUUCCGCCUGUGCUUCGAACUUUGUGCGUUCCGUGGAUGCUGCUAUCAAUUCUGCUAUCUUGUUGCACACGUUUCUCCAAUUGCUUCUUUCAUUUUUGCGGAAAUCAUGGACUAUGUGGAAGGGGAAGAAAUGGUGAAACCGAAGCAUCUGAAGCGUCUGAAGCAUCUGAAGGAAGGCUGUGGAAGAUGGGCUCCACGGAGAAAAGCAGCGGAAGCGUUGCUUUGCGUCAUUCCUUCCUGCAGACUCUGCAGCCGUCGUCAGACGUGGCGGACGGAGUCAACGGAGUCAGCCCGGUCAGCCAGCCACGCUUUGUUCCGGACGCAGAUUUCAUGCUUCUGUCCGAUCGAGUGGAAGAUUUUGUUGUGGAACAUGCCGCGGAUACACAGGUGCAAGAUGCUCUGUGGAGAAAACAGAUUGCAAGGCAGCUUUUUGUGAUGGAUUGCAAGCUGACGAGUCUAGCCAGUCUGGCCAAAGAAAUGCAAACUUUCGGAAAGUUGAAGAGACACCGUCAAUGAUGGUGGAUACUUUGUGCAAAUUCACAUAUAGUACACACAUACACGUCAUACACGCCUUGCAGAAUGCAGAAUGACUCAGAAUGCAGACUUUGUAUGACUUUGUCUCAGAGAGACUUAUGAGUUAUGACAGUUAUGACUCAGUUAUGACUAUGAGACUUAUGCAGUUUGUCUCAUGCUGCGUCUCAUGCUGCGUCGGAGUCGUCUCAGGAGUCUCAGGGGUUCGAGUUUUUCAUGGCUCGAAGGCGAAGCCACCGAGCUUGUCCUCACUCGACACUUCUCACUCGCUGGGCAAAA